GAGACUGAGAGGGGGAGAGAGAGAGGGAGAGAGCCGCGCCAGCGCAGAGAGGCACGGAGACGAAGCAGAGAGCGCAAAGGCUUCGAUAUCUGGGGGGGAAAUUAAAACAACUUGCAAAAAAAUUUUUGAAAAAAAAAAAACGGCCAAAAAACAACAAAGCCAAAAAACAAACAAAAUCGGGACAUAGCGGUGGGAAAAUUUGACCGAUCUUUCGCUUUUUUUUCCCCGCACGGACAUAAAAUGAAAGGGUUACCUGGCUGCAUGUUGGAUUUUAAAUCUUAUAUUACACCGCUGCGGCGUUGACUUCAGAGUUGCGCAGGCAGAGUCUGUAUGAGUUGUCUGUUGGAGGAAUUUUAGACACUCCGGAUCAAACUUGAGUUGGACAUCCAGGAACCAGUCAGGGAGUAAGCUAAACCACCUACCCACUGCUCUCACUGCAUGCAGGACACUUAAACACCACUACAACCAUGGAUGAGGAACAAUGCUACUAUAAUGAGAGCAUCACCUUUUUCUACAACCGCAGCGACAAGCCUCUUGCUAACGACUGGGACACCUACAGCCGGUUGGUGAUGGGCCUUGGCAUCACUGUGUGCAUUUUCAUCAUGCUCGCCAACCUUCUGGUAAUGAUCGCCAUCUACGUCAACAGGAGAUUCCACUUCCCCAUUUACUACCUGAUGGCUAACCUGGCAGCUGCUGACUUCUUUGCUGGAUUGGCAUACUUCUACUUGAUGUUCAACACGGGACCAAACACAAAACGUCUGACUGUUUCAACAUGGCUGCUGCGUCAGGGCUUGAUUGACACCAGCCUUACUGCAUCUGUAGCCAACCUGCUUGCCAUCGCCAUUGAACGCCACAUCACCGUGUUCCGCAUGCAGUUACACACACGCAUGAGCAACCGGCGCGUGGUGGUUGUGAUUGUCAUUAUCUGGACUAUGUCCAUAGUCAUGGGGGCGAUACCCAGCGUAGGUUGGAACUGUAUCUGUAGCAUUAAGUCUUGCUCCAACAUGGCACCUCUCUACAGCAACUCUUACUUGGUCUUCUGGGCAGUGUUUAAUCUUGUGACUUUUGUUGUCAUGGUGACACUAUAUGCCCACAUCUUUGUGUAUGUGAGGCAGAGAACCAUGAGGAUGUCACGGCACAGCUCUGGACCACGACGCAACCGAGAUACCAUGAUGUCUCUUCUGAAGACUGUGGUCAUUGUGUUGGGUGCGUUCAUCAUUUGCUGGACCCCUGGUUUGGUCAUCCUCCUCCUUGAUGUUUUCUGCGCUAGCUGCAAUGUCUUGACCUACGAAAAGUUCUUCCUGCUACUCGCCGAGUUCAACUCUGCCAUGAAUCCCAUCAUCUACUCCUACCGUGACAAGGAGAUGAGCGCAACCUUCAGGCAGAUCUUGUGCUGCCAGAGGCAGGAGAAUGUGAAUGGGACGGCAGCAGAGGGAUCCGACCGAUCUGCAUCUUCCAUCAAUCACACGGUGCUGACUGGCAGCACCAUGCACCACCAUCACCACCACAAUGAACAUUCGGUGGUAUAAAAAAAAAAGAAAGAAAAAAGAAAAAGCCCAGUGUCUUGGAUAUGAAUCCAUCUUGAAGGGAUUAUUCUCUACAGGAGAUACAGACUGAGAGAAGGUAAAUGAGUGUAUGUCAAGAAGAAUAUGGCAACUAGAAUGAAAGCUGAAAAGACUCAAGCUGUCUGAAGACAGAGCUGAAGAGAACUCUGAUAGGCUGUUAUUAUUUUGUUUUGUUAAUUUCCAUUUGUGUUAAAUGUGUUGUCACAGGUAAAGAUGAUAUGAACUAUUUAAAAUCUGUGAAGUAGAGUAUUGCCAGUAUAGUCCAUCCUCUUUAUCCAGUCUUUCUAACUUUAUGCCUGGUAGGUUUGUACUAUUACUCGUCUAGAGCCCCAUCAUUAUGAAAAGUAUCAAACUUAACACUCUACAUUUAUGUUAUUGUUGGUUGCUGACUCACCUGAUCCCAGAUUUACAACAUAGUGUUUUUGAUUUUCAUCUCCAUUUGUCGGGCAGAAGCUUUAACUUUAAAUGGAUGUGGUGUAGGCUCAAUGCAGGAUAUUGUUACCAAUGUUAUAUGUAUUUCAAAAGAUGUCAUCCAAAGUGAAAUCCUGCCUAUAUUCACUUGUUUUCCAUGUUUUGCAAUCUACCAAAACCCUGUGACACUGUUUCAUCCAUGAAUUCAACACAGUAUUUUAAUAACCUCAAACAUUAUCAUUUUCUGCUGUAGAGUUGUCAUCUAUUGUUUAGCAGCAAGUAAGUUACAAAGUACAACCAGAUUUUUUUUUUAUUCUAUUCUACCGAUCCUCUUUUAUGAACACGCUCUUGUGAAUCCAUUAAAUUGGGUUUUUGCUUCCAUUCAGUUUAAAUAAAGUAAGGAUCCAAUGUUUGCUACAAAUCCUGGAUUGUUUACUCCCUCUAAGGAUUUAAAGGCAGGCUGUUCCAGGGAAAAGAGUAGGAGGAGGACAGUUAUGUGAAGACAGGAUGAGAGUCAUGUUUGGUGCACUUUCAGAGACUUCAUAUUAUGACACCAAAUGUGCUGAGCAGACUGCCUCUCAGUGUUUUCCUUGGUCCCUGAUGCUGACCUCGGGAGGGAAAAGGGAGAAUUGUGGAAGUGAAUGUGAAAGUAUCGCCUGAGUUAGUACCAAAUUGCUUUGUGGUACCUUGAGAAUGGGUUAUUUAACAGAACAACUUAAAAUUAAAAAAGAAAAUCAAAACUUUUGACUGAAAACCCUUCUCCCACUCUAUUUUUACCAGCUUUCAUGAACUAAUGAUGAUACGUGAGCAUUUACCUACCUCACUUCUGGUGUAGCCAUGCUAGCCACUGUGUCAGGCAGGGCUCUAGGCACAACAAUGCUGUUGGGAUGGCUAAUGACUCACAACAUAACCUUGAUUAGCAGCAAGCUGUGCAGUUUGUGGUGUCAAAUUCCUCAAAGGUGUACACUUUUAAGGCAGUUUGUAAUUUGUCGGUGGUACACAGUGAAAGCUAGCCAAAAGCAGUGCUCUUGAGUUUAGUUUAGUUUUUGUGUUUUUCACCUCCAUUAGAAAAUACACAUUUUUCUUUUAAAAAUAAAGAAUUUGAAUUAAUUGUUCAGAGAAUUCUUGAACUAAAACCCCACAGACACAGAAAUGCAUUAAGCCUUAGCAAAUGCUGCAGUUGUUUAACAAAAUCUGAAUGACCAGCAUAGAGUUUUACUUGCCGUAACACUGGUAUCAGUGAUAUGAAGUAAGCAGAUAUCCAACCAAAACAUGUUUUAUUUUGUGUCUCUGUCAGAGAGAUAGUUGACGCUUACAUUAAAAGUAUUAUUUGGUAGCUUAUUUUGAUUUUUAUGACAGCAAUGACAAAUUAAAGUCUAUUCUUAUCUUCCCGCCUUAGGGUGCCUUUACAACUGACUCACUUAUGAGCCAGUGCAGUUCGAAUGGUGUAAUAUUUCCACAAGUGCUCUCAUUAACUUGCGAUUUUGUGCCAGCUGAAAUCCAGCAUGGCAAUGCUAUGAUGCACAUUGUUAAAAAUUGCAAACUGAAUGUUUUAAAUCAAAACCCAUUUUGGCCAAAAUACAUAGACAAACCUCCCAAAAACCGACAGCAAAGUGAGAAUCACUGCCAAAAGUACAGUCAAACGUUUUCCAGGAAACCAGAUGUUUUUCAGGAAUUUCAGCUGCAGAGUUAACAUUAAGUCACCAGGUAUCUUUGCCCAGAUGUUUGGCCUAUUAAUCAGGCAAUUUAUGUUGUGAUAUACAGACAAAAAAAAAUUUCACCAUCACUCUGCAACACUUGCAUACAUUUUUGAUGCAUGUGUGAGAUAAAGGACUGUGGUCUAGGGCACCUUAGUCAUCACUUUUAUUAGUCAUUUCCUUCCUGUGCCAGUGCUUUUUUAAAUCUCUAGCAGUACUUCUACUUGAGACAAAAUGAGAGAAAUAUUCCAAGGAACCAAUCCCCCAUAGCAAACUUGUUGUAUUAAAUUUGUCCAGCUUUCACACUUUAAUGUCAUAAAAAUCUUGACCAGAUUUUGUCAAUAUAUGGCUCUGGACCCAACACUCCAUAUUUGAAAUUCACUGUAACAUUUCUUUUAAGUAUUAAUUUAGGUUAUUAUAUCAAACCAACUAAACAUUCAGUGUCUUUGUUUACUAGUGUGUCAGUCUUUGUGUACCUUUGUAAGUAUGUGUGUACAAUAUGUAUAUAUAAAAUAUAUUAUGCAAAGUUAAUCACCAAAGGGAAACAUGUUUUGUGUCUGUAAAUUUCACUGUGUUAUACUCUGUCCAGAUGUACUGUAGGGUUGUUUGUAUGUUUUUUUUUAAAAUGCCAUUUGUAUUGUGAUCCUAAAUAAUGACUUUCCCAUAAACACUAUUACAGCAACAUUAACUUGUUUGUGAUGCAAAAUUCAAUAUCUAUGAGUGCAGUGCUUUUCAGUUCCUGUCCAUAAAAAGUCAAUUAACACCAGAAAAGCAGUGAUUCGCCCUCUUCUGGUUGAAAGAUUUUAGCUUAGAACAUGUCCAAUCAUACCCAGAAGUGUUUAGCCACAACCACACCCAUCAGUGUUGUCUGUAUGCACUUGUACAACACUGCAGUAGUGAGAAGGAUAAAAAAAAAAUGAGCGGCGUUAUGUUACUUUUUAAGCUUGCUAAUACACCAGACCUGCAUAUGUUCCAGAAGGACAGAGUGUAAAAUUUAGUGGCAUCUAGAGGUCAAGUCGAAGCAUGCAGUUAACACAGCUUGUGGCUAACAACCUACCAAAUUAAAAGUUGUUAGCCAAUGUAGAAAUGCAAGUAUCAGUAUGGAUACAAUGCCUGCCCUCUUUUAUGCCAGUGUUUAGUUAUAUGUAUG
Neolamprologus brichardi is the source of this 4823-nucleotide messenger RNA. RefSeq names its product lysophosphatidic acid receptor 1 (gene lpar1). Lineage: Eukaryota; Metazoa; Chordata; Actinopteri; Cichliformes; Cichlidae. Gene Ontology annotation, biological process: G protein-coupled receptor signaling pathway. The record is from RefSeq and is a predicted model, not a curated record. Gene Ontology annotation, cellular component: membrane. Gene Ontology annotation, molecular function: lysophosphatidic acid receptor activity.